Molecule: messenger RNA, 1733 nt
Organism: Prorocentrum cordatum
Lineage: Eukaryota; Dinophyceae; Prorocentrales; Prorocentraceae
Source: the annotation of a GenBank genome assembly
UGGCAGUUGUGGAGGAGGCCAGGUGGGGCAGCGGCCGCCGUGGCCCAAACCUUCCCUGAUUCUAGAAACAGGUAACGAACCGUGCCGCUCCUCUCGGGCCUCUCGCGGCGCCGAGGGCGGGCGCCUCGCGGGGCCAUGGGCGCCAGGGCGGGCGCCCUCGCCUGGGCGCUGGCCGCCGCGCUCAUGCGCGCGCGCGGCGCGCAGGCCGUGAAGAGCUCCCUGGUGCGCCGCGAGGCGAGCCGGCCCGAGGCGAGAGACCGAUCGUUCACGCUUGUGUCCCGAUUGUCGGACGGGGAGCUGCGCAUCGUCAUGAACGACGAGCAGGAUCGGGUAGCAGAGGAGAUGCAGCCGUGGCUGAAGUCGGCUGAGCCGCACAUGAACGUGAUUAAGACGCGAUACCUAACCUUCGAGACAGACAACGGCGGUUUCAACAACAUACGUAUGGCUUUCGAGUACUUCGUCGACGUGGCUCGCACUUCCAAUCGCACGCUGGUGCUCCCCCCUCACGAGGGCCUUUACUUACUGGACUGGGGGCCCAGGACCGCGCGCAACCGUUCCGACCAGGGCUGGAUAGGGACCCGCACGCAGACGGAGUACGAUGACCUCUGGGACCUCGGCGACCUCCGGAAGAAGGUCCCCGUGCUGAAGGCGCAGGAUUUCUACGACGACGUCCUCAGGCCUGGUGGUGCCCCCCUGGUGGCAAGCCCCAGCCUGCAGAUCAACAACCAGCCCGACUUCAGCCAAUGGAAGUACUGGCUGUCCAAGACCGCAGACGUCGCGCUGGGAAACUGCGGCACAGUGAGGCACGUGGCGGAGAGCUCCCAGGCAGCGGUCGUGCACAUCCCGUCGCGGCUCUGGGACAGCCACGGGCAUAUGACUUCGGAGAGAGAGCAGCGGUUCCUCUAUUGCGAUCACGGCAACACGGACAAGGCUCAGAGGAGGAGAGGUACAGUGGAGGGGUACGAGGAGACGGCGGAAGGUGUUCAUCGGAUGCCGAGGAAGAGGAGAUCCACUACCAGCGGCACUUAUACGCGAUCGCCAGUGGACCCAUCGCCAGGAUGGGUCUGCGCAACUACACCGCCCUGCACCUGCGCCGCAACGACUUUCAAUACCAGCAGGCUCCGGACACGCCGAGCAGGAUCAUGGAAAAGAUCGCGGAGACGCUCAAGCCCAAGGAGACCGUUUACGUCGCUUCGGACGAGCUGGACCCGGAGUGGUGGAGCCAGCUGCGGAGCGCGCUGAAGGCGGGCGGCCACGAGCUCAUGACCUUCGACGACUUCAAGCCCGAACUUUUGGACAGGGGGCUCAAGGAGAAGUUCUCGGGGCUGGUGGAGAUGAUCAUCUGCACCGCCGCCCGCUCCUUCUGGGGGUCCAGGCAGUCCACCUUCACGGCGGGUAUCCAGAGCUUGAGGAAGACGCUCAGGGAGUCCAGUGGCCCCUGGAGCGUGUCCGAGGAAGAGUUCGGUGUCACGAACAAGUUUGCUUUCCUGCAGUUCCGUUAGUCUUCAUGUGGCAGGCUGGCUGGAACCACGGAAACUCCGCGGUCCCUGCUCUCUCUGAAAACUGUUUAUCUUGUGGUAGCGCGAGAGUUCCCGUCACCGUUUCAUACGUGCUUCGGGCAUGUAUUCAGUUCCCGUCACCGUUUCAUACGUCUUCGGGCAUGUCUUUGCAUCCGGAUGGAACCGUCGCCAUGAAUGCGGACGCGGACUUUCGCUUCCGAUUCGCAUCCAGCA